Odontomachus brunneus is the source of this 8198-nucleotide messenger RNA. RefSeq names its product ribosomal RNA processing protein 1 homolog A-like. The coding region runs from base 6920 to 8161 and encodes 413 amino acids. The record is from RefSeq and is a predicted model, not a curated record. The transcript is spliced from 5 exons. Lineage: Eukaryota; Metazoa; Arthropoda; Insecta; Hymenoptera; Formicidae.
GCGUACUUGCUAGGUACGUUAUAAUAUACUGUGAACAUUAUAAGUAUACAUUAUAUAAGCAUAAACUGUAAGAACAUCGUUGGAGUCAUUGGCAUCACCGCGUGCCGCGCGAUCAUCAGGUUAGGCACACCUUUAACAAAGUGAGGCAUGGAUGGGUGCCCGGGUAUUUAAUCGCUUCGGAUUCGAAAUUAUCGAGGGAAGUCGCGAAAGUAGUAGAGUGUGUUUGACAAUCUUCGGUUCUUAGUAGUUAUAUAAGACAUGAAGAAAAUGGAUUCAACAUUACUAUGCUGUAUGAGACAUUUUUCUUGAUUUUAAAUUUCAAUGAUUUUCUACUGAAUUUUAUUAAAACUUAUUGAAAUUCACUGAAAUUUCGCUAAUUUUCAAUGAAUAUUGCUGAAAUUUACGACGAUUUCGCUGAUUUUCGAUGAAUAUUGCUGAAAUCAUAAUGAACGUGAGUCAAUUGAUUGAGUUUUUCAGCAAAACUUCAGCACAUUUCAUUACGUUUUUAGCAAGUUUCAUUAUAAUUUCAGCAAAAUUUUUCCAUCAGGGAUCUUAACUUAUUCGUUUAUGAUAAUGCGAGAAUGGAUUAAUUAGUACCCGUGUUUGAAGACAGGUGGCGUUGCUGAGGGAAAUUGACAUUACUAUCGUGUACUACUAUUUUCAAACGAUGCCAUACAAAAUUUCAGACUGAUUUAUAGAUUAGUUCUGAUUUGACAGCCAUUUGUAUUAAACGAGUGCCCUUCACUUGGACACAGUACAAUUGCAAAUUUUUAUUAAUAUUACAUGGUUAGAGAAAGGUAUCUUUUUAUCUAUAUUGAACGGUAAGCAAUUGAACAAUGUCCAAACUAACGAUGGCUAAUUGAACGAUGUCCAAAUUAACGGUGGGCAAUUGAACGAUGGGUAAUUGGACGGUGUCCACAAGAACGGUGUCCAAAUGAACGGUGGGCACUUGAACGGUGUGCCUCUUUCUGUGUCAAAAUGAACGGCGCGCAACUUUCCGUGUCCAAACGAACGGUGGGAAAUUGAACGGUGGAAAAUUGAACAGUGUCCGAAUGAACGAUGGACAAAUUAAUGAUGUCCAACUGAACGGUGUUCAAAUGAACGGUGUCCAAUUGAACGGUGUGCAUCUUCUUGUGUCCAAAUAAACGGUGGAUAAUUAAACGAUGUCCAAACGAACGGUAGGCGAUUGAACGGUGGGCACUUUCCAAAAACAACUGUGUGUAAAAUUUUUGUCCAUUUGCAACAUAUUUAAUUAUUCAAAUGCACCGCUCCCGUAUUAAACGUGUUUUUCGAUACAAUGGAAAAAGAGCAAUAUCGAUCCGUAAUUCGCUUUUUAUUUUUGCAUGAAAAAACGGGCGAAAAUGGAUGCUGUCUAUGGGGACCCUUCACUAUGACAACCGUGAGAUAUUGGUCCAACGAAUUAAAACGUGCCCGUACAUCUGUUUUUAUGAGGAGCGCCCAGGUUGUCGGGCAAGCAUGGUUACUGAAAAAAUCUUUGAAAAAGUCUACGACAUGAUUCUCGCUGAGCAAAAGUACGCCGAACAAAAGUACGCGAAAUAGCAGAGGCCGUAGACGUGUUGUACGGAAUGGCAAUCAAUAUUUUACAUUAUAAGUUAAGAAUGAGAAAGCUGUCGGUCCGAUGGGUGUCGCGAUUGCUCACGGUGGACAACAAUCGGAUACGGCUGUUAAUUUCGAAGCAGUGUUUGGACCUUUUUAAGCGAAAUUCGUAGGAGUUUUUGCAUCAAAUCGUCACCGCUGAUAAAAUCUGGAUCCAUCACUAUACGCCAGAGACUAAGCAACAGACAAAACAAUUGACUUUUCCGGACAAAUGUGCUCCGAAGAAGAUAAAGAUGGUCCCAUCGGCCGGAAAGGUCACGGCCACGAUUUUUUGAGAAGAGAAUUAUCCUCAUAGACUUCUUGGAGAAAGGAAGCACGAUCUCGGGGUAGUACUACAGUGAAUUAUUGGACCGAUUCGACGAGAAAUUGAAGGAAACACGACCCAUUUGGCAAAGAAAAAGUGCUGUUCCACCACGACAACGCACCAGCUCACUUAUCCGAAAUCGUCGCAGCCAAAUUGCAUGAAUUGCGAUAUGAAUUGCUGCCGCACUCACCGUACUCGCCCGAUCUAGAUCCCUGCGACUUCUUUCUGUUCUCCAAUAUGAAAACGUGGCUCGUGGGAAAAAAAUUCAGCUCAAACGAGGAGGUCAUCGUCAAGACAAAAGCCUAUUUUUAAGAGUUUGACAAAUCGUAUUUUUUGGAGAGGUUAAAAAAAUGGUAGUGACGUUGGGAAAAGUGUAUCGUCCUAAAAAAAAGAUUACGUUGAAAAAUAAAAAAAAAAUUUGGUGAAAAAUUUGCGUUUUUAUUCCUAACACGGGUACUUACUGAUCCAUCUUCGUAGUACUAUUGAUAGUCGGAUACUCAAAAACUAGAUUAUUGCCGUAUUUGAUAAAAUUCGGAAUACACCAGGAAUUUUUGAACGUCUUCGACAUUCUCUGCAACAUCGAUGUGAAACAAGCAUUGUUGCAGAAGUAAAUUAUUUCCAACAAUUUUUUUAAGUAAGCUUUUAACAUUCCUAUAAUACUCAAUCAUAAAUGAAGAAGUAUUAAUAUUUCGAAAAGAACAAGUUUCCGGAUCUAUGUUUGUAUGACCUUUUUUCAUGCUUAGGAAAAGUUUGAUACGGUACCAAAGUUUGGUCACUUUGUUCGGUGUCACCCUGUACAUAAUCGUUCCGGAGAACCCGUAUAGGAACCAGCGUAGUAUUGUCCCUAUAGAAAACCAUAGGAGCUCUGUGGAUCUUCUCUCAUAUGUUAUGAUUACUACGCGAAGGCAGGAAUCUUAAUUGAAGACACAAAAUGUGUAUUGUUAAAUUCAUAUAAGAGACAAUAGACUUUAUCGUGAAGUUGCGAUUUAUUUAGACAGGUAUUAAGGUUUAAGCGUAUUCUCAUAAAAUAUUAUAUACAGGGUGUGCUAAAAUUUUGGAAAUGGUCGAAUAUCUCGAAAAAGAAGCAUUUUUUAGGAAAAUGUUUCCAACAAAGGUUGCACGGCUACAGAAGAUCUAUUUAAUGGCUGUAUCAGUUUUGACCUUGGGUGGCGUUGUUAAGGUCAGGUCAAGGUCAUGUCAAAUUUUUUAAAUGGAAAUCCCCAUUUUUAUUGCAUUUUCUCAUAGCUUACCUCGAGAGCUUUUCAAAACACUAUAAUAAAAUUAUUUUUCUUUAAGUACUUUACGAGUUAUAAGGUUUAAAAUUUAUGAUACCACCGACAUUUCUCCAAGCAUUACCCAAGAUAAACGACGUGGACGUGGCAGGGCUUUUACGUUUUGGGAUACUCCAUUUACGUGAAUCUCCUUGCCUCUCACGUUUAAAACGCUUGAUUUACGUCCUCUUGCCUUUCACGUUUGAGGUAUUUGAUUUACGUGAAUCCUCUAAUUUGAUAAAGCACAAAUAAAACGAAUAACAAAAAUUUGCAGCGCGCCAAGGAAAUAACUUUAGAUUCCUUUUUAUGAGAAUAUCUUAAAAACAACACAUAUGCACGCCCUUACAUAAGCACGCAAAGUACUAAAAAAGUAAAACUGGACAACCUCUGCGUCGUAUAUAUUGGAUAAUAUCGUCGUAUAUAUGGACGUUCUCGUAUAUCGAACGUAUAUCGGUACUAUAAAUUUCAAGUCUUAUAACUUGAAAGUCUUAUAACUCGUCUUAUAACUUCAAGUCUUAUAGUCUUAUGAACUUCACAUUAAUAUAAUCGAAUAUUUUUCUCGGUAUGCAUUUUGUCGGCGAGAUAUAAGCAGGCCUAUAUAUCAUCAGUAGUAUAUGUACAGCUUCUGACAGGGCGUGGCCUAUUUUUCGGUGGUGGGAGUAAAACCUGACGCCAGUGUGUCGAGGGGUGGGGGAAGGGUCCCAGAAGGUUAGGUUGGGGUGAGUCGAGAGUGGGGAAAGGAUCCCAAAAUGGAAUGGUGGGGGAAAAGUGUGAAUUUUGCAGGUUUAGUGAAGGGGAUAAUAUGCGGAAUAAAAAAUUGUUAAUAUUGGAAGUGGAUCGGACGGUAUGUCGCCCUAACUGUAAAUCGGGUGGGAUUAUUCAGGGUGAUUUAUGUAUUUUAUUUUAUUUCUUUUUAUUGCAUCGUUUCCUACGGAGUAUAAACUUCGUCUCCUGCGAUAUGUCCGUUGUCUGGAAAUUCCGAAUCUCGACUGAUGAGAAGGAGUAGGUGACGAUAGAGGAGCUAGGAGUAGGGGAUAGUCGUCGGUUGCUUCCGUAUAAGGGCGAGAGUAAUUUAUGCUAUUGGUUCGUUUACUGAUCAGUUAUGGAUAUUCACAUGGAUUGGUUUUUACCUAGGGUUCUCGUCGCCUACGUCGAGAAUUUGAGAAUGCUAAGUGUGACCUGAAAAAUUUAGGCGAAAAGGGGACUACUAAAUGUUAGGCGAAGAUGGGGUGCUAGCGGGAAAGGGUAGUCGUCAGAUGUCUCCGCGUGAGGAGUAAGGAAGAUCUAUUGGUUUGUUUAGUGUCAGCUGUGGUUAUUCAAUGGAGAUUGGUUCUUUCCGCCCUCCUGCAUCGUUGCUUACGUCGAAAAGUUAAGGGAGAUGUUACCGGAAAAUUAUGACAAAAAGAUGUUUCUUGAAAGUUAGAAUAGCGAGAUAUAGAGAGAAACGAGAGCAGGUCUGGACAGCUAUGGUUAUGUGAUGUUUGGUCUCGACUCCUUAUUUGAUUCUUACGUUGCGGAGGAGGAGUCAGGGUUAAGGAAGAAUAUUACCCAUGCAAGCGUCAGCUUCAUGGAAAUUUCUGGAGUUUAUCGAAGAAUAUAGGUGCGGGUAAAGAAGGAGACGCUUUUGAGGAAAAGAAAAAAAAUAAACAUGUUAAAGGAUAAAAUCCGCUAUUUAUUUAUAAUUAUAUAUAAGGAUUCACAAUAUUAUGAAUUUGAAGCGAGUUGCACCGCUUGAUUUUUUAUUAUUCUUCGUACAAUUUCGUGGAGAUGAAACGAAGUUAACUCCAGAAAGAGAAUGUCAAAGUACACAUCCAGGAAAUCAAAAUUCAGCAACUGCCGCUGGACAUUUUUCUCGAUUUCCUUGAAUAUCCCCUUAUUCCAGAGCGUGUUUUUCAUCAUAUCCUCAUCUAAAUAGCAGUUGGGUAAAUGUAGUUCGAUUUUCGCAAUAAGAAGUUCGACACAAUCGUUGACGAGAUUCGUUAGCGAAUAUAGAUGUUUUCGCCGCGCGUCGAUGCAACUUGCAAUACUUUGUAGGCUUUUGAACGUGAUUUUCUGCAUCGCUAUCGACGGCGAGUAUGUUUUGCGUUUCUUCUUCGGUGGUUUCGUCGCUGUCUCGGAAUCCUCCGUCGUGGCUUCCUCUUCUUCUACUUCGCGAUUACGCGUUACCAUUAUUGCUCUUGAGCCAUAAGUGGUGGUGAAAUAAAUAAUCGCGUUCUUUAGAAUCAAGAGUUGUCGCGUAAUUUUAUCAACCCCGCGCAAGUAAGCAUGCACGAGGUCAAAUUCCUCUUGAAACUUCUGCUACGCUUCGAGUUCGAGGUAGAUAUAAUCCGCCGAAUUUCCGAUUAGUUUUAUCGCCGCUUCGUACCUCCCGGCGUCAUUUGCUUGCAGUCUCACUUGCACCUUCUUCGUAUCCAAAUUGUUUAAAGCAUAUGAUGUAGACAAUAACAUGUUUCUCUUUCGAUUAAAGUUUCGGCCACUUGUGAUGUCACUGCGAGUGUUAUUACAUCCGCCCUUCUCGAUAUUCUGCUUCACGUUGUUGACAGUCGCUCCUCGUAUAACCCCUCGUGAAUAGUUUUAACAAACGUCGACUUUUCGUAACAGCGAAACGUGACUCUCGGAGCAUUAUCGACUGUAUAAAACUUGCGAGCGAUCAAGAGCGGUUUUAUAGGGUCUUGAGAGUGUGAAAAAUGCAUAGAGGAGGUAGUAUACCCGUACCAAAAAUGUUUAUUUAAUAACAUUUUUCAGUUACACUUCUCUGGAGCGCUUUUCUAGGAAGUGUUUUUCUGGAAUUUUCUAACGGCGGGGAACAAAUGCAGAGGACUUUAAGCUAGUUUAUCGUGACCAACGAUAAUAUUUUAUACCGGACACUCCGUGUCCUUUGAAUGUUAGUCGGCACGUUCUUCUUUCAGACUUUUCUUCAUCUCACUGCAUUUUUUUUUAAGCGCAACGGCUUGCCGUGACUGUCGAUAAUAUUCUAUAACGAUCGCUUCUAAGUUAACCCGUCCUUUGUAUGUUAGGCAUUCGCGUUUUUGUCUCAGGCUUUUCUACGCGCCCGAUUGUUUCGGCACGUUUCCGAACUCAGGUUUGAAAAAAAAAGUGGCGCCGGACAGAUGCGCGUGCAAGCGUCGUGCAGGCGUCGUGCAGGCGCCGUGCUCAUGUCGGGCACGCGUCGGGGAUCUUGUCGCCGGAGGCGAAAAACACGCGUCAAAAACAAGUGUUUUCACGUUCUUAUGAAGCGAAGCGUAUAAAAAAAGUGGGAUAUAAAUAGACAUAUUUGGAAUAUGUCGCGAAUUAACUGUCUAUUCUAAUAGCCGGAACAAGCAAAAAAUAGCUAACGGUAUUUCACCCCAUAUCUUCCGAGUCAACCCGAGGAUUACCGUCAAAGAUACGGUCGGAAUCUGCUUUUGACAAAAAGAGUAAUUUUUCUAGAGGAAGUGCGUCGCUAGAUACGCGAGGUAUUGUUCUUUUGUCGAAGAAUGGCCACGCAUUCUCGCACGUCUGGUAGAAAAAACAACUUUGAAAACGCAUAAACUGUCUGCCCACCUCGCUAUUACUGAGCGUGUUUUCGACGAUAAACCCUAAUAAUUUUAAACAUCCAUCUUUCUUUCUUUGGAGAAGCGUUUUGUCCUAGGAGAGAGAGGAAUGAGAUUUUGGGGGUAUAUAUGCGAGGAAAAAACUCCGGUUUCGCAUUUUCCACCGUCAGUUUUCCGCCGUGAGACACGUUACAAUGUCGCAAGUGGGCAAAUUAGUGCGCGAGUUCAUUGUUACGGUUUUAUACGCCAACGCGAAUAUCGAUAGCGUUCGAUAUUUGGUGCGUAUUUCCGCCGAUGACGCGGAAAAUGAUAUCCUAUUUUAUUCAUUCGCAUGUGCUUGUAACAGCACGCUGCUAGGACUUUUGUGCAAGUGCGACAAAUUUCGGGGUGAUCCGGAAUUAAUAAAAAUAAUCAGAGAAAUUCUGAUAUUUCGCCGAGAUUUUGAGGAGAAUAUCGAGGACAUGUGGGAGAUUAUCGCCGACGUGAUAUUUUAUAACGGUCUGACUCUCGCCGGUACCAGUGACGGGGAGGCGCUUGAACUUCUUCCGCAAGGUCGUAAACGUCUCGCGGAGGAACCGCCUUACCCGAAUCAGGCAACUUCGCAAAACAGCGGGAAUGAUACCGGCGCUAGCGAGACGGUAGUCGCCGCUGCCGGCGCGGACGACGGCGACGACGACGAGAAUGACAACAACAGCGACGACAACGAUAGCGCCGACAGCAACGACGGCGAUAGCAAUGACAGCGACGACGAUGAUGACGACGGCGAUUAUGGCAACGUCCCCGUCGUCACUGACUCCGGCAACGACGUCAAUGUCGGCGAAGGCAGUGGUGACGGGGGCGAGGAUAAGAGAGAGGAGCGCGACGACGACAAUACUGGGGGUAACGUUGAAGACUUUCGCCGCUAUCGAGAGUUUUCUUCGACAAUAUCAGAACCGAGUUACUUGCCGGUUAGUCACCUUUCCUACGAAGGAGAAAACUAUAUGCCGCAUAUUCCCGACACGGAAAGAGAAGAAGAAUGGGAGAGGAUACUGCGUUCAGGCAACAUAGAAAUUCCCCGGGAAUUACGGAUUUUUCCCGAUUCGCCGUACAACAAGGAGCGUGCUCUCUCCUCCAAAAUUGAACCGGCGCGAGAGAAGUCUAUGCAGAAAGAAGUUCCUCACGAGCAUGGAAACGUAAGAUUUAAUUACACCGAAAUACGGGGAGAAAACGCGCGGCGGUUUAGACAUUUUUGUAUCUUAGGACGAGAGGCGAGUAUAAAGAUUCUCCCGCCCGCCGAAGGCACCGAUAUCGCUAACCAUUUAGAAAACGCAUUCCGCGAAAUCUAUUCUUACGCCGUUAAUUCCGCUAACGCGAGCGAUUACGUGGGAUUAUCUUUCACCUCGACGGCUUUAACACGCGGGCCGGCCAGCUUGUCGUUUCGCCCGGUACGAGACUGACUUACGGGAAUAUUUGGAACCUCGUAAACACGGUAGC